Molecule: messenger RNA, 2702 nt
Organism: Triticum urartu
Lineage: Eukaryota; Viridiplantae; Streptophyta; Magnoliopsida; Poales; Poaceae
Source: RefSeq, a predicted model, not a curated record
UGAUCCAAACGUAACCGAUGGCCGAUUCUAACGCGCACCCGCCGCCGGCGGGGGAUCAGCGGGUCCAGCGGCUGGCUACCCGCGCUUCCAUCGCACUCGCCGCUGCGGCUACACUCUUCCUCCUGUACCUCGUCCGGCACGCCUCCACCCCCUGCUUCCCCGCGUCCCACACCAUCCCCCUCUCUCUCUUCCCCCGCAACUCCUGCGACGCCGCCUCCCGCCGCGUCCUCCCCCCGGACCGUCGGCUCGCAAAGCUCCGCUCAUCCUCUCGCUGGCGCCGCCGCUCCACUGCGCUAGCUUCCUCUGUAUUCCCCCCGCUACACGGCCUCCGCCUCCUGGCCAACUCCUCCCGCGUCCUCUGCCUCGCCGCCGGAGCCGGCAACGCCGUCGACGCGCUCCACGCAGCGGGAGUAAGCGAAGUGACCGGGAUCGACCUCGUGGACUUCCCGCCGCUCGUCCGUCGCGCAGACCCCCAUCGCCUCCCCUUCUCCGACGGUGCCUUCGAUCUCAUCUUCUCUGACGACCCGGCGGGGAUCUCCGGUGCGCUCUUCCCGGCUCGCGUCGCCGCGGAGGCCGAGCGCGCUGUCCGCCACGGAGGCGCCAUCGCCCUCGCCGUCGACCGGCAGCAGGACCCCGCCGCCGUCCCCGCGCUCUUCAGGAGGUCGCGCGUCGUGGAUACCAGGGCUGUCACCUUGGAUGGCUCCCAGGUCAGGUUGCUAAUUUUUCAGAGUAAUGGCACCACCCUGAACCCGCGAUGAUAUUCUGAACCAGUGUUAAAGUAAUUCUCCUGUUCAUCAUGUUGUUUCUGUUUAGAUCAAACACUAGAUUUUACUGAGCUAUGGAUUUCUGCAUCAGAAUACAACUGUAACUGUGUAGAUCAAUAGUUGAGAAAAAUGGAAUAUUGCUGCGGUGCCGGUUGCUCUAGCAAUAAUAAAUUUCUAACAUUCCCUGAAAGUUCGAUCAUUUUGCUGUGCUUGUUUUUCUAGCUAUGACCAUACGAAUUAGGAUCAACACAUAUCAACUCAAUACAGAUUUUGGGAAUAUAUAUAGGCUCAUAUGCACCGCUUUGCAAUUUUGCAAACUUGUGGGCUUUUAAUAGUUCUUAAAAAGAUCAUGGUACUAUAAAUAUUGAUAUAGAUACAUAUAUACAGAAAUGUGUGAAGAAGAUAUGAUCAUUUAUGCAAAAUAGAGUGCUUCUAUGGUUGAUGGAGUUUUUUCUUCUGCAAUUUAAAGCAAAUUAAUGGUUGUGAUUAGAGGACUACUCGGUCGGUCUUUUUUUAAGAAAGGUUAGUUUGGUUAGUUACAAACAUUGUUAUCCAGGUCCAAAGAGAUGAAGACUAAAAACCCAUUGACAACCCAUGCACACACUUCAUGUACAAGUACAACCCACAAGCACUUGUCUGAAAACUACCAGGUCUAGUGCCAUAGUUGUGUACUCAUCUCCUUCGCCCGACUGUCUGGACUCUGAAGAGAAGUUACCGGCUUGCCGUGCAUCUAACCCUCAGAAAUCCCAAAUUCCAAAUUAAAUUAUUGUCCUUGACCUCCAAUUUGAUCAUCAUCCCCACCCGGACCUGGCCGGUGCCCAAAUCCUAAACCUUGGUCAUCUGCCCAACUGAGUCCUAAUUAUUAUACCAUCCCAAUGUUCAAUGUACUAUCUCUACUCCUAAAGGCGGACUUGGUAGCUUCUCUUUCACGGAUUUUUUUCACCUCGCCUCCCACCAUCAUCUAUUUUCGUCUGGUUUUUUUUGCCUCAUAUCCAUCCAACGCUCCACGCUGGUUUUUUACUCUCCCACCAACGCCUAGAACACCUACGCACACAUCUCUCUCACUCGCCUCUCCCCCAUCUCGCCUCUCCUUCUUGAGCCAUCGUUGCUGCCGUCCAGUACGGAUCACUUCCUCUACUGAUUGGCGCCGCCACAGCACAACCGGGUCCCAUCUGGCUCUCCUUCUUUCCAACAUCCACCGAUGCAUCGUUGCUCCGCCGCCGCGCGCGGCCGCCCGGCUAACCUAACCGCCUCUAUCUUCGAUGAUGACCCCGACACCGGCGCCUCCGUGUUACUCUCCCUGUUUGGCUCCCCAAAUCCCUCUGCCUCGCCGUCACGGACGUCGAUGAUGACGCCUCCCUGAACCUCGACAGGUAAUGUCACAUCAUCUCAGUUUCUUGAGAAUUGACAUGGUCAGUCAUGUACUGAAAGUGUGAUGCUCUUUCUGUAGUUGGCCCUUUAAAUAGCAAGUGGGGUGUGUGUGUUGCAUCUGAUGUGCACGAGCUCAACCUGGCGAGCUCCUGGGAGAAGAAAAACGGAGCCACAACAGCCCUGGCGAGCUUGAGAUGACGAAAGUGCCACAGGUGGUGUGGGAGAGGAGAUGGUCUCCAUCCGAGGUCCGAGGACCAGCCAUGACGUCGAGCUGCUGCAGCGUGGAGUCAGGAGUGUGUUCGCACCCCGGCGUGUCCCAGUAUGUGCUUUGGAAGACACGCGUCAAUCUCAACAGACCCUUAUGCGUCCACAUUAUUUGCUUCAGAAACAGAUAGCAGCUCUCUGAUGUAGUAAGGAGAAACCAAGAAUGAUAGAGCAUCCUCGUGUCAAACUCAACACACCCUGGCACUUCUCCAUUGUUUGAUUCAGAAACAGGCAGAAACAACUGCUAUCUCUGAAUUUAUUUGUUUCUGCUAUCUCUGAAUUUAUUUAAGGUUGUUUCUCUUA